UGCAGCAAGCAUCUUCAUAGCAGCUACUGCAUCAGAAAAGAUCCCGAUCCUCGACUGCAAAUUCGCCAAUUUUCGUCAACACUCGACAAAACACGGAAGUCCAAUACUCGGGUCUGUUUUUCCUGUCAAGAACAAGCUGUGACUUGGGGAGAAUUGUCACAUGAUUACAAGGACAUGGAUGUGCAUUUCUUAAUGGCCUUAAUUUGAUUAAAGUAAAUUCACAUCACAUUGUCGACGCAACAUCGUGGUAAGACAACUGGUCUUACGACCGCAACCUCGACUGCACUUUUACUGGACGCUAGGUUGCUACGUUAGCUAGCCGGCUACAAGCUAAUGUGAGUUUACGAAGAUGAAGCCAGUCAAUGAAAAUAGAGCCCAUAUACACAUUAUAAGCUUAAGUGGGUUUAGUGGUGAUUAAAAGAGUCAUUUUGUGUCAAGCACCAUUUUAUGUAGUUUGUUGGCUGUGUGCAAAAAAGCUAACUUCAGUAUCACCAUCUCUCCCUCUUCCCUGUGGUUGCGAGGGGCGGGGCUUCAUCUCUUCCAGCCACGCAGACAGAGGUGUUUGUCUUGUCAUGACAGCCAUGGAGAGAUUAGAGGCUACAUCAGAGCUUCAGUCACGGCUGUCAUCCUUGUCUUUCUCGUCUUUUCCCGGAAUAACAUCGAAACAGUGCGCCAGCAGACCGCCAGACAGGCUCCAGAAUACAAAUCUUUCGGAAGGUUUUACUCAAUCCAAACACCAAACCAAUAUGGAUGAAACCAAGGAGGGAUCAGGACAGCUUUGUGAGGGUAAUAACGAGGCCCCUGCUGAGCUGGACCUGGGGGAAGGAGGCAAAGAGGACGACAGUACUGGGAGCUGUCAGCUCUCGGCUGAAAUGAAAGAUGCAGCCCAGAUGCCACCCCUGCAACCCCCUAUAACUUGGACAUCUGCUGCACUGAAAGAGCUGAAGGCAAAGCUUCGAACGGAGAAAGACAGCGUGGUGACAGUGUACCGAGGCGACAUUAUGACAGUUCAUGUUCCCACUCUCCCAGAGGCUAAGAAAGUGUGCUGGGAGUUUGCCACAGAUGGCUAUGACAUUGGCUUUGGCAUAUAUUUUGACUGGACUCCCGUGACAAACAGGUCUAUUACUGUGCACAUCAGUGAGUCGAGCGAUGAUGAAGAUGAAGAGGAGGAGUUGGAAGGGCCUGUCAGUAAUGGAGACAUAGAGAAGGGCUCAAAAAGUCAAACCAACUCAAACUUGGCUGAAAUCCUACCUGUGUACCGUCAAGACAGCCAUUUGUCCGUCCAUGGUGGGAGCCACGACUUUCCAGGUGAAGGCACCUACCUUCUUAAGUUUGACAACUCCUACUCCCUUUGGCGAAACAAAACUCUUUACUACAGGGUUUAUUACAGUGCCUGAGAUGCUGAUUUGUUGUCCAUGAAUGUAUAAUUU
This is a messenger RNA of Melanotaenia boesemani (Boeseman's rainbowfish), 1430 nucleotides long. RefSeq names its product transmembrane p24 trafficking protein 8 (gene tmed8). The record is from RefSeq and is a predicted model, not a curated record. NCBI's taxonomy places the organism in Eukaryota, Metazoa, Chordata, Actinopteri, Atheriniformes, Melanotaeniidae. The coding region runs from base 573 to 1397 and encodes 274 amino acids. Gene Ontology annotation, cellular component: Golgi membrane. The transcript is spliced from 5 exons.